AUGUUGUUGCUGGUGGCCCAGGCAGGAGGUGACUCUCUCAUAGUUGGUCACUACAUAAAAUGUGUCUCUUUCUCGUUUGUUUUCCACCUGCUUUCCGAGCCCCUUUCUCAGUCAGUUGACCACAGCAUGUUUGAGAAUUUGAACACAGCACUCACUCCAAAGCUACAGCCAAGCCGCUCCUUUCCCCACUUGUCCAGGUCUGCGGCCCCCAGCUCCACCACCCUGGGGCCUGUGGAGCCUGGUGGGCCAGGACUCUGGGUGGGCAGCAGCCAGCACCUCAAGAACCUGGGCAAAGCUAUGGGGGCCAAGGUGAAUGACUUCCUGCGGAGGAAAGAGCCCUCAAGCCUUGGUGGCGUGGGCGUGAUGGAGAUCAACAAGACUGCGGGAGCCGAACUGGCACAUGGGAUUGAUGUGGCAUCCGGGGCCUGGCUGGAGGAUGAGCGGUCAACAUUGCAAGAAGCAUUCCCACGACUGGAUCCUCCACCACCCAUAGCCAAGAAGCGGACUCCUCGGGCCCUGAAGACCACCCAAGAUAUGCUGAUUUCAUCGCAGCCUGUCCUGAGUAAUCUGGAGUGUGGGACAGAGCCAUCACUUGGGCAGUCCCAAGACUCCCCUCCCACUGCACUUGCUCUAAGCGAGCCUGUCUCAGCAGACAUGUCCCACCCAGAGGCCACUAUGGAAAUGGCAGAGAAGGGCGAGGCCCUGCCCAAUGGAGAGGUUUCCCUGUCAGUACCUGAUCUAAUCCACAAGGACAGCCAGGGUGAAUCCAAGCUGAAGAUGACUGAGCAGAGAAGGGCCUCCUCCCCUGGCCUCAUGGAGAGAAAUGGCCUCAAACUCAGCAUGAGCCCCAUCAACCUGCCUGGGCCCCCAGAGGAUGGCAGCCCCUCUCCUCGAGCACGGAUCUCCAGCCUUGACAAUGAAGGCCCUCACCCAGACCUGUUGUCCUUCGAGUAG
Messenger RNA from Orycteropus afer afer, 954 nucleotides. The record is from RefSeq and is a predicted model, not a curated record. NCBI's taxonomy places the organism in Eukaryota, Metazoa, Chordata, Mammalia, Tubulidentata, Orycteropodidae.